Wickerhamiella sorbophila is the source of this 849-nucleotide messenger RNA. RefSeq lists its product as hypothetical. Bases 1 to 849 code for a protein of 282 amino acids. Lineage: Eukaryota; Fungi; Ascomycota; Dipodascomycetes; Dipodascales; Trichomonascaceae. The record is from RefSeq and is a predicted model, not a curated record. The transcript has a single exon.
AUGACAAAUUUUUGGGGGAAACCAUUUGUGUUUUUGAGCGAGUCAGUUUUGACUCCCCCGCACGGUUUGGCGACCAUUUCAAGACUUGCAUCGCAGUUUCAGUGCAAAUCAAAUGCUGAUUUGCUGAAAUCUGUCUAUAACCAGGCUGCGUUGUCGGUCAAGUCUCAAGCGAGUUUAUUUCAAACCACAACAAAGUUCAAGCCUGCACAGCAUCGAGACUGGCUGAAAUCUAUAGCAGAGUCGGUGACCGAUACAAUUCAAUUCGAAUCGUCUUCUGACCGUGCUAACUUUCUGGCGGCAUUGCCUAACGAGCUGGGCAAAGUUCGAAAUUAUGCGGUGCCCGAUUCAGUGCGUCAAUUCAUCGAUACGCUAGAGUCUCAGUCCAUUCUGUGGGGCCUUGUGGCAAACGAGGGACCUUUGUAUCCUGCAGUUUUGAAAUACGUCGGUGUAAAGCCGUUCUGUACAGUGAUGGCCCGCGAGGGUGUAUUCAAGCCGCUGCCCAUAACGUUUCAAAAGGCGUGGCAAAAGGUUCCGAGAGAGUCCCGUAAAAACAUAUGGUACGUUGGAUCUGCCGAGGUUCCUUAUGAUAAUGUGUAUGUGGAAGGGAUGCGAUGUGUUCUUCUAGGGUCUGUUUCGGACGGCCCUGCGGGCUUGAACCGUUCUCAUACUCGCAUUUCAGCGCUUGAGGAGCUGCAUCCACAAUUAUUCCAAACAGCCCCUGAUUUAUCCGGCUAUGAAGAGGAUUACGACGAUGACGGCUCGGUCGUUCUUACCUCGUUCAAGCCCAAAAACGAACUACUACCGCUCGGCGAAAAGGACCAGAGCUUGGCUGAUUUGCAUAAAAAAUAA